ACACAUUUGUUUGGUGAUUUGGUCCAGUAAUUUCUCCUCCAUUGAUAUACAUUCAAAGGCCCAAGUGAAAAGUAUGCCAGGAGCCCAUAUAUAGGGCCCAUUAAAAUUAUGAAAGGGUAAUUUUGUCUAUUCAGUAUCCCCAGCUACUGACUAGGGUUUUUGCUCCUUUUGCAUCUCCGCUUAUUUAGAACAACACAGACAAUUCUGCUCUCUGGUGGCGCGGCCUUCGCACUUGCAGUCUUUGAGGUACUCUUCUAUCCGCAUAGGCAUUUGCACAUAUAUGAACUACAAUCGUACGGAUAAUUCAUAACGUCAAGUUCAAUUGCUUGCCAACGUAGAUCUUUUGCUGCAGUUGAUCAGGUGUUUUUGAGCUUUUGGUUAGUAAAUCAAUCAGCCAAGAUGCAGAACGAAGAGGGUCAAAACAUGGAUCUGUACAUUCCCAGGAAAUGUUCUGCCACCAAUCGGCUUAUCACUUCGAAGGAUCAUGCUUCUGUCCAGAUCAAUGUUGGCCACUUGGGGCCUGAUGGAGUUUACACUGGUCAAUUUAGUACUUUUGCUCUCUGUGGUUUCAUUCGAGCUCAGGGAGAUGCUGAUGGUGCCCUUGAUAGGCUUUGGCAAAAGAAGAAAGCCGAAAUUCGACAAUAACAUGUUAACUAAACUUCCUGAAGAAAUCCAUUCAAUCCGUGGGCAAAAUGGGCCAUUUUUCUCUGCAGUUUUUUUUUUUUUUUGAUAAAUUUCUAUAUUAGACGUUAAAAAAAAUCAAGAUUUUAGCUUUUAUGUUUUGAUGAUUUAUAGUGCAUCUUUAGUUGUGGAAGUUUGAACCUUCGCUAUUUGCUAUUUGACUGGUAUUGUUCAUUGCUGACAUGUAACAUUGAGAUUUUUCCGUGAAAUUUGAAGUUUGUUUUGUUCGCAAGGUGAUGGCAUUUCAAACA
This is a messenger RNA of Tripterygium wilfordii, 932 nucleotides long. RefSeq names its product 40S ribosomal protein S21-2-like. Gene Ontology annotation, molecular function: structural constituent of ribosome. Lineage: Eukaryota; Viridiplantae; Streptophyta; Magnoliopsida; Celastrales; Celastraceae. The record is from RefSeq and is a predicted model, not a curated record. Gene Ontology annotation, biological process: endonucleolytic cleavage to generate mature 3'-end of SSU-rRNA from (SSU-rRNA, 5.8S rRNA, LSU-rRNA); translation; endonucleolytic cleavage in ITS1 to separate SSU-rRNA from 5.8S rRNA and LSU-rRNA from tricistronic rRNA transcript (SSU-rRNA, 5.8S rRNA, LSU-rRNA). The transcript is spliced from 4 exons. Gene Ontology annotation, cellular component: ribosome; cytosolic small ribosomal subunit. Bases 400 to 645 code for a protein of 81 amino acids.